This is a messenger RNA of Zonotrichia albicollis (white-throated sparrow), 5567 nucleotides long. Lineage: Eukaryota; Metazoa; Chordata; Aves; Passeriformes; Passerellidae. The record is from RefSeq and is a predicted model, not a curated record.
GACACUGAAGACCAUAAAAGCUUGAUUAAAAAGAAAAAAUGCCCAGAAAGACUAUAGACUAUGGAGUGAUGCCUGAGUAUGAGAAAAGCCAGAUCAAAAGGACCUUGGAACUGGGAACUGUUAUGACAAUAUUCAGUCUUAAGAAGAGCAGCCCAGAAAGGAGGACUAUUCAGGUCAUAAUGGAAACCAGGCAGGUGGCAUGGAGCAAGACAGCUGACAAGAUUGAAGGUUUCUUGGAUCUGAUGGAAAUAAAAGAAAUUCGCCCAGGAAAGAAUUCAAAGGACUUUGAACGUUGCAAAGCAAGGCACAGAGAAGAACACUGCUUUACUGUUUUUUAUGGAACCCAGUUUGUCCUCAACACCUUAAGUUUAGCAGCUGACUCUAAAGAUGAUACUGAUAAAUGGUUGUGUGGCUUGAAUAUCUUGUAUCAAGAGGUCAUGAGUGCUCCCACACCUGCAAUCACAGAGAGCUGGCUGAGAAAGCAGAUCUAUUCUGUUGAUCAAACUAGAAAAAAUAGUAUCAGUCUUAGAGAGCUGAAAACUGUCCUUCCCCAAGUAAACUUCAAAGUGAGCAGCAUGAAGUACUUGAAGGAUAAAUUUGCGGAAAUAGGUGCUCACAAGGAAGAGCUUACUUUUGAACAAUUUCAUUUGUUCUACAAGAAAAUCAUGUUUGAACAACAGAAAUUGAUUCUUGAUGAAUUCAAAAAGGAUUCCUCUGUUUUCAUUCUUGGAAAUACUGACCGUCCAGAUGCUUCAGCAGUUCACCUCCAUGACUUCCAGAGAUUCCUGCUACAUGAGCAGCAGGAAUCUUGGGCACAGGAUCUCAGUAAAGUCCGAGAACGAAUGACAAAGUUUAUUGAUGACACUAUGAGAGAAACUGCUGAACCUUUCCUCUUUGUUGAUGAGUUCCUCGCUUACCUAUUUGCAAAAGAAAACAGUAUUUGGGAUGAGAAAUAUGAUUCAAUAGAUGUGCAGGACAUGAAUAAUCCUUUGUCCCACUACUGGAUUUCCUCCUCUCAUAACACGUACUUGACAGGAGACCAGCUUCGCAGUGAAUCCUCCACAGAAGCUUACAUCAGGUGCCUCAGGAUGGGAUGUCGAUGUAUUGAGUUGGAUUGCUGGGAUGGUCCUGAUGGGAAACCCAUCAUUUACCAUGGAUGGACACGGACAACAAAAAUCAAAUUCGAUGAUGUAGUGCAGGCAAUCAAAGACCAUGCCUUUGUUACAUCUGAAUACCCAGUGAUUCUGUCGAUUGAAGAGCACUGCAGUGUGGAGCAGCAGCGACACAUGGCCAAAGUGUUCAAGGAGGUGUUUGGGGACCAGCUUUUGAUGAAGCCUGUUGAAGCCAGUGCAGAUCAGCUCCCAUCACCAACCCAGCUGAAAGAAAAAAUCAUCAUCAAGCACAAAAAACUGGGGCCAAAGGGAGACAUUGAUGUGAACUUGGAAGAAAAGAAAGAAGAAAAGAAGCAACAAGGAGAACUUUACAUGUGGGACACAAUAGAACAGAAAUGGACUCGGCACUACUGCGCUAUUGCUGAUGAAAAGCUUUCAUUCAGUGAUGAUAUAGAACAGAGUGCUGAUGAAGAUUCAUCCAAGGAGGUGAAACGAACUGAACUGCACUUAAAAGAGAAAUGGUUCCAUGGGAAAAUGAAAGGGGGGAGAACAACUGCUGAGAAACUUCUCCAGGAAUAUUGUGCUGAAAUGGGCGGCAAGGAUGGGACAUUCCUGGUUAGGGAAAGUGAAGCUUUCCCUGAUGACUACACUUUGUCGUUCUGGAGGUCAGGCAGAGUCCAGCACUGCCGGAUCCGUUCCACCAGUGAUGGGGACGCUGUGAAAUAUUAUCUGACAGACAACCUGACCUUUGACAGCAUCUAUGAUCUCAUCCAACACUACAAGGAGGCCCACCUGCGAUGUGCUGAGUUCGAGCUGCGCCUCACCGAUGCUGUGCCCAACCCCAGCCCUCACGAGACCAAAGAUUGGUACUAUAACAACUUGAGUCGGGGUGAGGCAGAAGACAUGCUCAUGCGAAUUCCUCGCGAUGGAGCCUUUCUCAUUAGAAAGAGAGAUGAACCUGAUUCUUUUGCCAUGACUUUCAGGGCAGAGGGGAAGGUGAAGCAUUUCCGAAUCCAGCAGGAGGGGCGGCACUUCGUGCUGGGCACCUCGGCCUACUUUGAGAGCUUGGUGGAGCUGGUGACCUACUACGAGAAGCACCCGCUGUACAGGAAGAUGAAACUGCGCUACCCCGUGACAGAGGAGCUGCUGGAGCGCUACAGCACGGAAAAAGACAUUAAUUCCCUCUAUGAAGUCAAGAUGUAUGUGGAGCCCAGUGAAAUCACCCCCACAGUGCCUCAGAGAACAGUGAAAGCCUUGUAUGACUACAGAGCCAAAAGGAGUGAUGAAUUGAGCUUCUCUCGAGGAGCUUUAAUUCAUAAUGUCACAAAGGAAACUGGAGGCUGGUGGAAGGGGGAUUAUGGAGAAAAAGUCCAACAUUAUUUUCCAUCUAAUUAUGUUGAAGAUCUGUCAUCUGAUAACUCUGCUGAGCUUGAAAAUCAGAUCAUUGAGGACAACCCACUGGGCUCUCUGUGUCGUGGCAUCCUGGUGCUCAAUACAUACAAUGUUGUGAAAAUGCCACAAGGAAAACACAAAAAGCCUUUUGUCUUCAUUCUGGAACCUAAGAAUCCAGAAGAUCCAUGUGUUGAGUUUGCAACUGAUAAAGUAGAAGAACUCUUUGAAUGGUACCAAAGUAUCCGUGAGAUCACCUGGAAAACAGCAGAAGAGGAGAACAGGAGGAAAUACUGGGAAAAGAAUCAGUUAAUUGCCAUUGAAUUAUCUGAUCUAGUAAUCUACUGCAAGCCAACGAGCAAAACCAAGGACAAUUUAGACAAUCCUGAUUUCAGAGAAAUCCGUUCUUUUGUGGAAACCAAGGCAGAGAGCAUUGUGAAGCAAAAGCCACUGGAGCUGUUGAAGUACAACCUAAAGGGGCUGACUCGUGUCUACCCCAAAGGACAGAGGGUUGACUCAUCCAACUAUGACCCAUUUCGCCUCUGGCUUUGUGGCUCCCAGAUGGUGGCUCUGAACUUCCAAACUCCAGAUAAAUACAUGCAGUUGAACCAUGCCUUGUUUUCCCUGAAUGGACGCACUGGCUACGUGCUGCAGCCAGAGAGCAUGAGAAAUGAGGACUAUGACCCGAUGCCAAAUGACUCCAAGAGGAAAUUGCAGAUGAUUAUGACAGUUAGGGUUUUGGGUGCUCGUCAUCUCCCUAAACUUGGUAGAAGCAUUGCCUGUCCCUUUGUAGAGGUUGAAAUUUGUGGGGCUGAAUAUGACAACAGCAAAUUCAAGACAACAGUUGUGAAUGACAAUGGCCUUAAUCCAAUUUGGGCACCUUAUGCAGAGCAAGUGAGAUUUGAGAUUUACGACCCAAAUCUGGCGUUCCUGCGCUUUGUUGUUUAUGAGGAGGAUAUGUUCAGUGAUCCCAACUUCUUAGCACAUGCCACUUUUCCCAUCAAAGGAAUCAAAUCAGGUUUUAGGUCAGUUCCUCUCAAGAAUGGCUACAGUGAAGAUAUAGAGCUGGCCUCGCUGCUGGUGCACUGUGAGGUGCAACAAGUUCUGGAAAGUGAAGAGGAGCUUUAUUCCUCCUGUCGGCAGCUUCGGAAGCGCCAGGAGGAGCUGAACACCCAGCUGUUCCUCUAUGACAGCCACAUGAACCUGAGGAACCCCAACAGGGAUGCAAUUCUGAAAGAAUUCAACGUCAAUGAGCACAAACUACAGAUUUAUCAAGAGACUUGCAACCGCAGAUUAAAGGAGAAGAAAGUCAGUAACAGCAAAUUCUACUCUUAGAGCCCAUCAUUCUUUGGUGUGUGCUUUAUGGUGCAAUUCAGGAAGAGAUGAAUUUAUCCUGGUCGUCCAACUCAGUGACGGUCUCAUCAGACAGAAUGACUGGAAGAAAAGGAAGAGGAAAUAUGGAUUUCCUUUAUAAUUUUUCUCCUAAGUAAAACUGUUUUAAUACCUAAUAAUUUAUAUUCUGUACAAAGCAUACCCUCUGUGCAGGCCAGAACUUCUGUGUAUUCAAGGUUUUUAAAACUUGAGGAUGUGUAGUUGGAUGGACCUCACUUCUCACUAUCAAUACCUGAAGUACGAAUCAUCUCCUGCAUGUGUGUACAAGGCACAGUGUCACAGAUAAGACAGUCACAGCUAUUUGCAUGCAUGGGAUCACACCACUUAACAACCUGGCUCCUCAAGAUUAUCUAGUAGUGAGCUUUUAAUUUAUUAAAUGCUGUAAAAGCACUUCUACACCAGCAUUGUCACGUCAUGUAUGUUACAAUCCUCAAGACAGCAGAUUGUGUUGCUGAUACUGUACAAAAUGUUUUGGGCAGCUAUUAUCUCUUAUUAAAAAUUUUCUGUUACAUUUUUGAGAACAAGAUAAUAUGUUAAUUUUGUUGAAAGAAAGUACCCUCUGUUACUGUAGUUGUGUUUUUCUUGUUGAACUCUCUUUAAAGGUUCAAGAAAGGAGCAAUGUGUGAACCUCUAUUCAUAGCCCCUGUGAACUUCUGUUCACAGCCUUGAGGCACUGGAAGGAAGUAAGAGAUAUCUAUUUGUUUGCAGAAAGGGAAGGUAUUUAAAAUUCUGAGGAGCACUUACUUUUGUACAGUAUCAUUUCUGCAAAUCCUUUCAGCUGCUAAUGUGCUUAGAAAUGAAUUUUUAAAUGAACUGUCAAUUUUUAAUCUUGCAGUCCUACAUAGACGAUAGUCGAAUGAUAGUGUUCUGUAAAUGUAGAUUGUUUUCCCAAAAUGUAACUAAUCCAAGAAUGAUAGUGUGCACAAAUAUAGAGGUACAUCCUUCUGGUGCCUUUAAUCAAAUCAAGAACAUGAAGCUGCAGAUGAGAAUACUUGUUAGAUUAGCAAGUGUAUUUUCCUGCCAGAGCAGAACUAAAGGCCUUCGAUGGAAUAUUUAACAGCAGUUGUCAUCAUUUGUGUAUGUGUUGGUCCUUUGUGCUAGUGCUGUAUUGUUACCAUCAAAUUUCUGUUUGUUGUAUCUCUACAUGGGAUGAGUUUUGCUAUCUAUAUUCCCAAUUUCAGUGUUCAAGUAUGUGCAGAGGAGUUCAGUUUUUGGAGUGACUGCCUGAGGCAUAAAAUGCUGCUUCCACAGAGCUGUACUUCUGAUCACAGAGGACUUGCACAGAUUUGGGAUUCAUGGCCUGAUGCAGCUGCCUCAGCAAUUUUCAGUUUCUCUUGCUCCCCAUGCUGUGAGUUCUGUUGUUUCAAGAGGCUCUUAAUUGAUGCCAUUGUGCAUUCACAGAUGAUGGUUUGAGGAACCCCCUUGAGGCUUUAGCUAUUCUGUAAAGACAGUCUUGUCUCAGAGAUGAAAGUGUUAUAAUAGUGUAUCCCACAAUGGGGGUGGCUUCUGUAAAUUUUUUAUUAUAAAGAAAUUAAUUACUAAUCACCCAACUGAAAACAGAAAAGUUAAAGGCAAUUCUCUCCUUUUCAUUCUCCUUCCUGAAAUCAGUACCCAGCUGUGAUUGACCUGUUCAAGGAUUAGAUGGGUGUAAACCCUGCUCAAAGAAAAAAAAAA